Messenger RNA from Nerophis ophidion (straightnose pipefish), 1326 nucleotides. RefSeq names its product CD40 ligand (gene cd40lg). Gene Ontology annotation, biological process: immune response. The coding region runs from base 436 to 1188 and encodes 250 amino acids. Gene Ontology annotation, cellular component: membrane. Gene Ontology annotation, molecular function: tumor necrosis factor receptor binding. The transcript is spliced from 4 exons. NCBI's taxonomy places the organism in Eukaryota, Metazoa, Chordata, Actinopteri, Syngnathiformes, Syngnathidae. The record is from RefSeq and is a predicted model, not a curated record.
UCUCACAUCUCACCAUCCAGCGUGCAGGAAGAAGGUGUCUCACAUCUCACCAUCCGGCGUGCAGGAAGAAGGUGUCUCACAUCUCACCAUCCGGCGUGCAGGAAGAAGGUGUCUCACAUCUCACCAUCCGGCGUGCAGGAAGAAGGUGUCUCACAUCUCACCAUCCAGCGUGCAGGAAGAAGGUGUCUCACAUCUCACCAUCCGGCGUGCAGGAAGAAGGUGUCUCACAUCUCACCAUCCGGCGUGCAGGAAGAAGGUGUCUCACAUCUCACCAUCCAGCGUGCAGGAAGAAGGUGUCUCACAUCUCACCAUCCGGCGUGCAGGAAGAAGGUGUCUCACAUCUCACCAUCCAGCGUGCAGGAAGAAGGUGUCUCACAUCUCACCAUCCGGCGUGCAGGAAGAAGGUGUCUCACAUCUCACCAUCCAGCGUGCAGGAUGUCACAGACAUCCUCACCUGCGUCUGUGUCCAUGAUCAACACCUACCAGAGCAGCUUUGGAAAACCACCACCAUCACCACCACCACCACCACUGCCUCCACGCCAACAUGGUGGUCCUCAGCCUGUGGUCUUCAUGCCGCCAGCAGCCAGCAAGAACCUGACCUGGUUCUUGGUUUCUGUGAUGAUCCUGCAGGUCCUGCUCACACUGGGAGGCUUCAUGUUCCUCUACCACACGGAGAGGCGUCCAUCACCUGAGGGAAAAGCGGAUUUCCAGUCGUCAGAGAAGCUGCACGCUUUCUCCAGAACUUUGGCCCGCAUGACGGUGGAGAAACCAUCCGAGCCUGCAGUCAGAAGAUGUUACCUGCAGUGGGACCUGAAGCACUCGGCGAGGAGGAACAUCAACUACUUCCACCGCAGCAGCUGGUUGACCAUCCUGCAGCCCGGGGACUACCUGGUGGUCUCCAGGGUGACCUUCUCCAGGCGAGACCCCCGCACCCCCCUGGCCAGCUCCGUCAAGCUGAGGCGCGGCGGCGAGGAGGCGGGGGAGACGGCGGCGAAGGGGGAGGAGACGGAGGCCAUGCGGGCCUACUGCAGCCUGGCUGGGAGCAGCUCUGACCCCCAGAUGUGCACCGCCUCCCAGGGGGAGGUGAUGACCCUGGGGCGGGGGGCACAGCUCAGCGUGUGGGUGGAGGACUUGUCCCUGGUGGACUACACCCACACCGCCACCACCUUUGGUGUCUACAAACUUUGAACUACUUCUUAUUUAUUUCUCUCUAUUUAUUCAUUUCAAUUGUCAACUAAUUGUUGCCUUGGAGGGGACAUUAUUAUUAAUAUUGCAACUUAGUGACAAAAUAAUCCAUUUAACAAUUAAAAUAACUUUUACAAUCUU